CCUCUGUAAGCUGAUUACAUUGUUUUCGCCCAACAACCUUGAACAACCCCAACUUUGAUUAUCCAUUGAGCUGUCAAACUCAAAGGCCUCCGACACAUCCUAUUUCCGCUACUUGAAAGAUCGUGCGGAUCCUCAAAAUCGACCAAAAUGGCACAAAAAACUACCCUCAAGGAGUUUGAAGCUGUCUUCCCCAAACUGGUAGAGGAUCUCCUGGACCACGCCAAACAGUACAAGCUACCUGAUCAAUUUGUGAACUGGUACAAAGCCGUAAGUGUAACACCAUUGAUAUGAAGCUAAACAUCUUACAAAUAUCCAGUCUCUCAAUGCCAACACCAUUGGUGGAAAAUGCAAUCGAGGCAUGUCAGUACCCGACUCGGUUUCCCUCCUCCUCGUAGCACCCCUCACCGAAGAACAAUACUUCCAAGCCGCCACACUAGGAUGGAUGACGGAGCUUCUGCAAGCAUUCUUCCUCGUUUCCGAUGAUAUUAUGGACAGCAGCGUCACUCGCCGUGGAGCACCCUGCUGGUACAGACAACCUGAAGUUGGUAUGAUUGCUAUCAACGAUGCAUUCAUGCUCGAAGCCGCCAUAUACACGCUAUUAAAGAAGUACUUCCGCACACACCCCGCUUACGUCGAGCUUCUGGAAUUAUUCCACGAGACUACUUUCCAAACCGAACUCGGCCAAUUGUGCGACCUCAUCACCGCUCCAGAGGAAAAGGUUGACCUGGACAACUUCUCCAUGACCAAAUACCAAUUCAUCGUCAUUUACAAGACCGCAUACUACUCUUUCUACCUCCCCGUUGCUCUCGCUCUCUACCACCAAAAUAUCGCAACCCCCAAGAACCUCAAGCAAGCUGAAGAUAUCCUCAUUCCUCUGGGUGAAUACUUCCAGAUCCAGGACGACUACCUUGACAACUUUGGUCUACCAGAACACAUUGGAAAGAUUGGAACAGAUAUUCUUGACAAUAAGUGUUCAUGGUUGGUCAACCAAGCCUUGGCCAUCGCAACCCCUGAGCAGCGAAAGAUCCUCGAUGAGAACUAUGGACGUAAAGACAAAGCCAAGGAGGCCGUUGUAAAGAAAUUAUACGACGAGCUUAAGUUGGAGCAAAUCUACAAGGAUUACGAGGAAAAGCGUGUUGGAGAGAUUCGAAAAAUGAUCGACAACAUCGAUGAAUCCGAGGGACUGAAGAAGACAGUCUUUGAGGGAUUCUUGGCCAAGAUCUACAAGCGAAGCAAGUAGAAAUUCAACCGUUCAUUUUUGAUCAUCAUAUUGAAGCAUUGAGGGAGUUUCAAUUGCCUAACAUACCAAUAUAAAGUAUACCAGCUUGCGUUCUCAUAGAUUUCUGCCUUUUAGAUAGGUAGUUUAUCUGAUUUAAUAUACCCAUUUUUGCUGCAGC
Hymenoscyphus albidus is the source of this 1397-nucleotide messenger RNA. The record is from the annotation of a GenBank genome assembly. Lineage: Eukaryota; Fungi; Ascomycota; Leotiomycetes; Helotiales; Helotiaceae.